UUAAACUUUACUUGACUAUGUAAAGCGAUGAUUGAACCAACCACCCACCAUUCCACCAUCAAUUUAAUAUAUGGCUUCUCCCAUCAAUUGGCGGCGUGAUUUUUCAAUUAUUACAUAAUUCCUGCGAAUUUGGAUUUGAGUCUGCCACUCCCUAAUUUACAGGGAAGGAAGAUGCCAUGGCGAGUGCGAAAUGGACAGCUUCCCGCCUCAGAGAAAAUCCAUGUCUCUCCAGCUGAAACAUUCUUGAAUCUAUUGAAACAAUGUAUUUCCACCAAGACCUUGCAACAGGUCCACACCCAGAUGCUCUUAAAUUCCAUCCACAAACCCAAUUUCCUACUCUCUAAACUCGUCGAUUUCCAAGACUUCAACUAUGCCUCCCUUCUUUUCUCCCACAUCCCCGAACCCAACGACUAUGCUUACAAUAUCAUGAUUCGUGGUCUUACAACCGCAUGGCAGAAGUUCCAUCUCGCCUUGAAAUUCUAUUAUCGAAUGAAGUUUUCAGGCUUAAAGCCCAAUAAUUUUACUUACCCGUUUGUGUUUAUUGCUUGCGGGAAUCUCCUGGCAUUAGGCCAUGGGCAGGUGGCCCAUUCAAUGGUUUUGAAGAAUGGGUUGGACGAUGAUGGUCAUGUGAGUCAUUCGUUGAUCACGAUGUAUGCGAAGUGUGGUAAACUGAAUUAUGCACGACAGGUGUUCGAUGAAAUUCGGGUUAGAGAUUUGGUGUCCUGGAAUUCGAUGAUAUCGGGGUACUCUAAGAUGGGUUUUGCAGGAGAAGCGGUGAAGAUGUUUGGGAUGAUGCGGGAUGAAGGUUUUGAACCAGAUGAGAUGACUAUAGUGAGUGUUCUUGGGGCAUGUGGGGAUCUGGGCGAUUUGCAAAUGGGAAAGUCAGUUGAAGAGUGUGUUGUCAACAAUGAGAUGGAGAUGAACUCUUAUAUUGGGUCAGCUCUAAUUGAUAUGUAUGCUAAAUGUGGUGAUUUCUCAUCGGCCAGGGGGGUCUUUGACCAAAUGAUAAACAAAGACGUGGUCACCUGGAAUGCUAUGAUUACCGGGCAUGCACAAAAUGGAUUGGCAGAUGAAGCAAUCUUGUUAUUCAAUGCCAUGAAAGUUGCUGGGGUUAUGCCGGAUAAAAUCACCUUGACUGGUGUGUUAUCUGCUUGUGCAUCAAUAGGAGCCCUUGACCUUGGAAAGUCUGUUGAUGCAUAUGCUUCAGAAAGAGGCUUACAGCAUGAUAUCUAUGUUGCUACUGCCUUAAUUGAUAUGUAUGCAAAGUGUGGGAGCAUGGACCAUGCACUCAGAAUUUUCGAAGCAAUGCCCCAGAGAAAUGAAGUCUCUUGGAAUGCCAUGAUCUCUGCACUUGCCUUUCAUGGACAAGCCCAAGAAGCCUUAUUGUUAUUUAAGAACAUGCUAGUGGAAGGUGGGGCUGCUCGUCCUAAUGACAUUACAUUUGUUGCAGUACUUUCUGCAUGUGUGCAUGCUGGAUUGGUUGAUGAGGGUAGACGACUAUUUAACUUAAUGAGCUCGUCUUUUGGUCUGGUCCCAAAAAUUGAACAUUACUCUUGCAUGGUUGAUCUUUUGGCACGCGCAGGGCAGCUUUAUGAAGCAUGGGCCUUCAUUCAGAAGAUGUCUACACGACCAGAUCCCGUCAUCUUAGGCACAUUGCUUGGUGCCUGCCAGAAACUGAGAAAUGUAGACAUUGGUGAGAAGGUUAUGCGGCUUAUUCUUGAAAUAGAGCCCUUGAAUUCUGGGAACUAUGUUAUCUCAUCAAAGCUAUAUGCAUAUUUGAAAAGAUGGGAUGAUUCAGCAAGGAUGAGAAUGUUGAUGAGGCAGAAAGGUGUCACCAAAACACCUGGCUGUAGUUGGAUUGAAUUGAAUGCCGAAGUUCAUGAAUUUCAUGCUGGGCUUUCUUUUCCUCUAUACUCAGAAGAGGUUUAUGUUGUCAUAGAGUUGCUGUAUGAUGAGAUGAAAAUGAAAGGUUAUACCCCAAAUGUUGAUCUGUUGUAGUGAAACUAACAGAUUAUGAGUGAAGCUCGUCAAUAACCCAAGGACAUGUGUUGAUAUAUUGCAUCUAACAGGUUGGUGAUCCAAGAAUGUAUUCUGCAAUUAUCUGUUUUUUAUGAUAAAAAGGGGACUUGAGCAUAUGAAAGUUCAUUAUACUCUUGCCUCAUAACAAAUUUUUUGUGAUACUUUUGACAAGUCAGAACAUUGGGGAAACAUAUUUGCUGGAAAGAAUGGGAACUCAGGAACUUAAGAACUAUGGUUUUCUUGAGUCUAUUGGGUUAUAUUAUCAGCUUAACAUUAUUUUGCACAAGAAAUCUCCGCCCAAGAAAUUUUCCCUGUUAGCCAAAGAGUUUCUUCAAGCCUGUGCAUAAGGUCAAGGCUGCAGAUAUCCUAACAUGUUCCUGUGGAGAUUGAUUCAGUGGGUGGAUGGUGAUGAGUUGAGAUUAUUGUUGAAGCCUGCAAUCUCGACUUCGACUGGGAGGUGAAAUGACCAAUAGACCUCAAUGAUGGCUAGUUGUCAAAGUGGUGAAGUUAACUCAUCUCUACCUCAAAAGCUUUGCUGGGCAUGAAAGGGCUUCUCAACAGAACAAAUCUAGGACUGCGGUAAGAAUUUCUGUGGUCGUUCUAGUUGUUCAAAUGUUUUGGAUGAACGGUGUGGGCUGCAGUAAGAGGUCUCUAGAAGAGAUUUCCAAGGUAUAGUGUUACUUUUACAUCUUUCCAUUAAUAUAAACAAGAAUAGUCACCGGAUUCAAUUUCUAACGUGACCAUUAAAAAUCAUGCAUGACAUGUUCAAUUUGUGGAAAUAACUUUAAAGGCCUCUGAUCUUGCAUGUGAAACCUUUUGGCCCGUUUCCUUACUGGUUCAGAUGAAGACCUAUCAUGAUCACAGUGAAAAUGAAAUGUAAGAAAUGAAGAAAUUGACAUUGAUGGGAUGCAAAUGCCCGAGGACGAAAAAUUCAAUAUGAAAUAGUCCCACUUAUGCUCAUUUAUUUUGUUGGGAGUCCUAUUGCUUCUUUUUGCUCCGUAUGAGCUUUAUGAAGAAUUAUAGGUCCAUGUUCGGUGAAACAACUUAAAGUAACCUGUCUCUUUGUUUUCUGAAGAUUUAAAUCUCAACUUCAAUUAUGUUGGUGAUCUUAAUGAGAAUCCCAUUUACCCUUGGCUAAAAAGAUUGCCAAAGUGGUUAGAUAAAAACAAAUGAUUGUUUCAUUAAAUUAGGUGCCAGAUAGAGAGCUUUUAGUUUUUAGUAUUCGGUUUUGGUUUUCAUUUUGUAGUGCUCAGUUUUCAUUUCAGUUAGAAAUAAAAAUAAGAACUUAUUACGUCAAGGCAAUUUUGUGUUUAUCAAAAAGGUGUAUUCUUCUUCCUUAAAUAAAAAAAGAUGUUGGAUGAGUGGAAGAAGAGCAAUUUCCAGCAAUUUACAAAGGAGAUGCUCAAAGUUGUGAAAAUUAUAGAGAACUCAAGCUAAUCUGUAACAUCCAAAAUUUUAUAAGAUUUUGGAGUCUUAGUUUUUGAGAAAAGUUGUUAAAUGGAUACCUAGACGAUUAACAAAAAAUAAAUUUCAAGAAUGAAAUUCUUUUGAGAGGGUGUGAGUGUAAUACUUUAAAUUUUACAAAAUUUUGUAGUGUUAAUUUAUGAGGAAAAAUCAUUGAAAUUGAUGUGGAACAUCUUGCAAGUGUCUAUUUGGACCAAAGAGAAGCAAAAGUCAGUUCCAAAGAGUCUGAAAGAAGCUCAAUGAGCCCUUUCAGUUUUAGGGUUUUUUUUAUAUUUUCUACUUUAAUUAGAAUUUGGUUUUCUAUGUUUCCUACUUCAAUUAGGAUUUGACCUUUUGUUUUUCUUUUCCUAUUUAACUAAGAUUUCAUUUUUUGGUGAAUUAAGGUUUAGAAUUAAUCUAUAAAUAUUCUUGUUCUAAGUAUUCCAUAGUAGUUUUUGAAUAAUAUCAUAUUUCUUCUUCUAAAUUUGGUUUCGUCCUCUAUUUUAAUAUGAAAUUGGUUAACAUCGCUUCCUAUACCAUGUCAGUUGGUAUUAGAGUAGGUAAGCUUACCCAGUCCAAUGGCUAAUGACAACAACAGUGGUAGUCAUAUUUAGGGUAAAUUUAAUAUAUAUUUACUGAACUUUAAAAAUGUAAUUAUUUACUCACUAAACUUUAAAUUGUUACUACUUGUUUAUUGAACUUUGCUCAACGUCAACCAUCCAUUACCUGUUACAUUACCGUUUAAUCUUGCAAAUGAAAAAUGUCCACGUGACUAAUGGAAUUUAAAGUGGCUAACGAAAAAUACUUAUGUGGUUAAAGAAUUUAACACAUACUCACUGAACUUUAAAAAUGUAAUUACUUACUCACUAAAUUUUGGAGUAAAUUUUACGUACACUUACUGAAUUUUAAAAAUGUAACUAUUUGCUCACUGAACUUUGGAAACAAGUCACGUGAGAAAAUCAAAACCAAAAAACAAAUAAAAAGGCCUACUCAGAUGGUUCAAUUCUGGAAGCAAACCAGAGGUAUAAACUCAACCAAAAAAAUCACCAUAAAAAGGCUUGCUUAGGUGUCUCAAUUUUGGAAGCAAUGCAUAUGCAAAAAUUCAACGAAGACAACAGAUAAAAACAUGCUACUCAAAUGCAUUAAUUCUUGAAGCAAACCAACAAGAAAAACUUAAACUAAUCAAUCAUCAUCCUUUAACCAAUCAACAAAUGAAAAAAUUGUAGAUUUUUUUUAUCUCCAUUAAGAAUAAUGAAAUUCAUAAAGAUGUACUCAAAGAUUGUUGGUUUUUGACAUAGAAGACGAUUUUUGUAAUCAAUUUUUAGCUCUUGGUCUCAUUAUUGAAUACAUCUUUGGAUUUUAUUGUUCUUAAUAGAGGUAAAAAAAUUAUAAUUUUUUCAUUUGUUGAUUGGUUAAAGGAUAAUAAUUGAUUAGUUUGAGUUUUUGUUACUAGUUUGUUUCAAGAAUUAAUGCAUUUGAGCAGCCUGUUUUUAUCUCUUGUCUUAGUUGAGUUUUUGCAUAUGCAUUACUUCUGGCACCUAAGUAGGCAUUUUUAUGGUGAUUUUUUGGUUGAAUUUAUGUUUUUAGUUUGCUUCCAGAAUUAAACCAUCUGA
Messenger RNA from Diospyros lotus (date-plum), 5075 nucleotides. RefSeq names its product pentatricopeptide repeat-containing protein At2g34400. The transcript is spliced from 3 exons. Bases 172 to 1998 code for a protein of 608 amino acids. NCBI's taxonomy places the organism in Eukaryota, Viridiplantae, Streptophyta, Magnoliopsida, Ericales, Ebenaceae. Gene Ontology annotation, molecular function: protein binding; RNA binding. The record is from RefSeq and is a predicted model, not a curated record. Gene Ontology annotation, biological process: RNA modification.